CCCAAGCCGCGCCUCGGAUGUCGAGCGCCCGGCUUCUGGUGCUCUUCGGAAGCCAGACUGGAACAGCCGAAGAUAUGGCUGAGAGGCUGGGCCGCGAGGCCCGGCGCCGGCGGCUGGACUGCCGGGUGCUGGCCCUGGACUCCUACCCAGUGGUGAAUCUGAUUAACGAGUCCUUGGUGAUAUUUGUUUGUGCAACUACAGGCCAAGGGGACCCCCCUGACAACAUGAAGAACUUCUGGAGGUUCCUAUUCCGGAAGAACCUGCCACCGACCUCCCUCUGCCAGAUGGACUUUGCCGUCCUGGGCCUUGGGGAUUCCUCGUACGCCAAGUUCAAUUUUGUGGCCAAGAAGCUGCACCGCCGGCUGCUGCAGCUCGGGGGCUGUGCUCUCCUGCCCGCGUGCCUGGGUGAUGACCAGCAUGAGCUGGGGCCCGACGCCGCCAUCGACCCCUGGCUGCACGACCUGUGGGGAAAGGUGCUGGGGCUGUACCCAGUGUCCCCCGGGCUCAGCAUGAUCCCACCUGGAGUCUCUCUGCCAUCCAAGUUCACCCUGCAGUUCCUGCAGGAGGUCUCCAGGACUGAGGAGUGGUGUGGGCCCACAACAGACCCUCAGGGACCCCCCUCAGAGCUCCAGCCCUUCCUGGCACCCAUGGUCUCUAACCAGAGGGUCACUGGCCCCUCACACUUCCAGGACGUUCGACUGAUCGAGUUCGACAUCGCCGGCUCUGGGAUCAGCUUUGCUGCCGGGGACGUUGUGCUGAUCCAGCCUGAGAACUCGGCGAGCCACGUCCAGCAGUUCUGUCAGGUGCUGGGCCUGGACCCUGACUGGUGCUUCACACUGCAGCCCCGGGAGCCAGAUGUCUGCUGCCCCGCACGGCUGCCUCAGCCCUGCUCCGUGCACCACCUCGUGUCACGGUACCUGGACAUCACCAGCGUCCCUCGCCGCUCCUUCUUUGAGCUCCUGGCUGGCCUCUCCCCGGACGAGCUGGAACAGGAGAAGCUGCUGGAGUUCAGCUCUGCCCAAGGCCAGGAAGGGCUGUAUGACUAUUGCAGUCGGCCCCGCAGAACCAUCCUGGAGGUGCUCUGUGACUUCCCACACACGGCAGGUGCUGUGCCCCCCGACUACCUGCUGGACCUCAUCCCCCCGAUCCGGCCCCGUGCCUUCUCCAUCACCUCCUCUCUGUUGGCCCUCCCUGGGCGGCUGCAGAUCCUGGUGGCCGUGGUGCAGUACUGGACACGCCUCAAGGAGCCUCGCCGGGGCCUCUGCUCCUGCUGGCUGGCUUCCCUGGACCCUGGACAAGGACCCAUCCGGGUGCCUCUGUGGGUGCGGCCUGGGGGCCUGACCUUCCCGAAGAUGCCUGACACACCCGUGGUUAUGGUGGGGCCCGGCACAGGUGUGGCCCCCUUCCGAGCAGCCAUCCAGGAGCGGGUAGCCCAGGGCCAGACUGGAAACCUCCUGUUUUUCGGCUGCCGCCACCGAGACCAAGACUUCUACUGGGAAGCCGAGUGGCGGGAGCUGGAGAGGAGGGGCUGCCUGACCCUGGUCACAGCUUUCUCUAGGGAGCAGAGAGGUGCAAGGUGCGGACACUGCCUCCUGCUCUGCCCCCAGGAGCAGAAGGUGUAUGUGCAACAGCGGCUGCGGGAGCUCGGGCCCCUGGUAUGGGAGCUGCUGGACCGCCGCGGUGCCCACUUCUACCUGGCGGGCAAUGCCAAGUCCAUGCCAGCUGACGUCACCGAGGCCCUGACGUCAAUCUUCCAGGAGCACGGCGGGCUCUCCGGCCGCGACGCAGCCAGCUACCUUGCCAGGCUCCAGCGCACACUGCGCUUCCAGGUGGAGACCUGGGCCUAGGCCUCGGGUGAGCCCGGAAAAGAGUCUAGAGGGCACGUGCCUGGGGGCGUCUCCACCCUCGGGCCCUGUCUGAUCACUGUGUCAGGAGCACUUGGCCCCCAGCCUGGGCCUGCGCCACCAGCCCCUGCACACAGGCCAUCCUUCUGGUGCCAGCCCACUCCAGCCUCUGCUGCCGCCACCGCCCUUGGCCAUCCUCACCUCACCAGCACCUUAGCCUCCCCGCCCUGCCGACAUGGCCCAUGCCCGUCCCGUGUUCUGGCUGGAGCUCGGCUGCUGGCUGGGUUGGGGCCUCCUGCUGGCCCGUUCCCCACAGGCCCAAACGGUGACCCGGAAAAGCACCCAGCAGCACGAUUGGGCCCCGUGAGAGCUGGCCCUGCCCCCUGCCCUGCCCUGGGAUCCCCACCGUCCCACUGCAGUCUGGGGACAGGGUGCCCACCGUGAAGUGCCAGGCCCACCAGGGCACAGGUCCAGGCCUGGCGGCAGUGAGGACCCAGGCUUUCCUGUAGAGCCCAGGGUGGGGCUCAGCCAGCACGGCACCUCUUGG
Messenger RNA from Trichechus manatus latirostris (Florida manatee), 2391 nucleotides. It is a transcript of the gene NDOR1, whose product is annotated as NADPH dependent diflavin oxidoreductase 1. The coding region runs from base 18 to 1847 and encodes 609 amino acids. The record is from RefSeq and is a predicted model, not a curated record. NCBI's taxonomy places the organism in Eukaryota, Metazoa, Chordata, Mammalia, Sirenia, Trichechidae. Gene Ontology annotation, cellular component: cytosol. The transcript is spliced from 14 exons. Gene Ontology annotation, molecular function: flavin adenine dinucleotide binding; NADPH-hemoprotein reductase activity; FMN binding.